This is a messenger RNA of Tribolium castaneum (red flour beetle), 1311 nucleotides long. It is a transcript of the gene Mpi, whose product is annotated as Mannose phosphate isomerase. Gene Ontology annotation, molecular function: zinc ion binding; mannose-6-phosphate isomerase activity. The coding region runs from base 62 to 1243 and encodes 393 amino acids. Gene Ontology annotation, cellular component: cytosol. The record is from RefSeq and is a predicted model, not a curated record. NCBI's taxonomy places the organism in Eukaryota, Metazoa, Arthropoda, Insecta, Coleoptera, Tenebrionidae. The transcript is spliced from 6 exons. Gene Ontology annotation, biological process: carbohydrate metabolic process; GDP-mannose biosynthetic process.
CUGACUUUUCAAUGUCAGUAACGUCAAAAUUUCAUAACCUUACAGUAUUCACAACUAAAUAAUGGAAUUAAAUUAUAAAAUACAAACUUACGCGUGGGGUAAAAAGGGCAGGGGGAGUAAAGUGGCGAAUUUGCACUCAAAUGUGAACAAAAAUUUCAAAAUUGAUGACAAUUCACCGUACGCCGAACUUUGGUUAGGGACCCAUGUUAAUGGCCCUUCGAGUUUAAAAAACGGGGAACCCCUGGCGAAUUUAAUAGCAAAACGUCCGGAUUACUUGGGCGCUAACGUCCGCAAGGUAUUCGGUGAUCAGUUGCCGUUUUUGUUUAAAGUUUUGUCGGUGAAUCAGGCCUUGUCCGUGCAGGCACAUCCGUCUAAGAAACAUGCCGAAGAGUUACACAAACAACAUCCUGACAUAUACAAGGACCCCAAUCACAAGCCUGAAAUGGCCAUCGCGUUGACACCUUUUGAAGCACUGUGCGGGUUUAGGCCAUUGCCAGAAAUUGCAUUUUUUCUUAAAAACAUCCCGGAAUUGAAAACUGCAACAGGCGAUGUUGCAGACAAACAUAAACACGACAGCGAUUUGUUAAAAGAUGCAUUUAAAACUAUUUUUCUAACAGAAAAAAAUACAAUCAGCGAGCAACUAAAAAAAUUAAUACACCGGCUUAAGACUUUGGAUGAAAAAGAAAGGGAAAAAUUGCAAGCAAGUCUGAUUGAGCGGCUUUAUGCGCAAUACCCUGGCGAUGUGGGUUGUUUCAUGGUGUACUUCCUCAACUACUUGAAGCUAAAACCUGGCGAAGCUAUAUUUUUGGGGCCUAAUUUACCUCACGCUUACAUUCAAGGAGAUUGCAUUGAAUGCAUGGCGUGUUCGGACAACGUAGUCCGUGCUGGACUUACCCCGAAAUUAAUUGAUUUUAAAACUUUGUGUGAUAUGGUUAUUUACGAGGGUGAGAAACCAGAAAAGAAACUCUUCAAACCAGAAAUUGGAGACUCCUGUACUCUAAUUUUUAAGCCCCCGGUACCCGAUUUCGCAGUGAUUCAAAUAAAGGUCCCUGCCAAUAUGAAAAAUCAUGUAAUCAAAAAAACGACUUCCGCCAGUAUUUUGAUUGUGAUUGAGGGCAAAGCCAGGUCAAAUGAUACCGAUUUAGUGCCUGGAAGCGCCUUGUUCUUGCCCGCGGAUCAAGAACUAAAAAUUGAGAACAUUACCGAAGACUUGCUGAUUUAUCAAGCACUUGCAAAUGUGUAAAUUUUGUAUUUUUAUAUUGGUGUAGGUUUUAUAAACGGGAAUAAAGCAAUAUUUUUAAAGUAAAAAAA